Impatiens glandulifera is the source of this 660-nucleotide messenger RNA. Its product is annotated as nuclear transcription factor Y subunit C-2-like. Gene Ontology annotation, biological process: regulation of DNA-templated transcription. Lineage: Eukaryota; Viridiplantae; Streptophyta; Magnoliopsida; Ericales; Balsaminaceae. The transcript has a single exon. The coding region runs from base 58 to 591 and encodes 177 amino acids. Gene Ontology annotation, cellular component: nucleus. Gene Ontology annotation, molecular function: protein heterodimerization activity; DNA-binding transcription activator activity, RNA polymerase II-specific; DNA binding. The record is from RefSeq and is a predicted model, not a curated record.
AUUAUAUUUCUUGUAUUGGUUUUAGUUCCUUUUCCAGUAUUUUGUAGAAACUUUCUUAUGGAUCAAGCAAGCCAAAACCAGAACCAGAACCAACAACAACAAUCAGUAGCUGAAUCUUAUGGUUCAACAGUCCCAGACAAUCCUUUGGCCAACCAACAACAAGCCGCUGCCCAAAACUAUUAUAACCUUCCACAGCAACAGCAAAAUCAACAUGAUCAAGAGCUUCAAUCCUUCUGGGCAAACCAAAUGCAUGAAACUGAACAAACAACCGAUUUUAAAACCCACAGCCUCCCACUGGCACGAAUCAAAAGGAUAAUGAAAGCGGAAGAGGAUGUGAGGAUGAUAUCGGCAGAGGCACCUAUAGUAUUGGCAAAGGCAUGUGAGAUGUUCAUCUUAGAGCUUACUUUACGAUCAUGGAUACACACUGAGGAAAACAAGAGGAGGACAGUUCAAAAGAGCGAUAUAGCCACAGCCAUUUCGAGAACUGAUGUGUUUGAUUUCUUGGUUGAUGUUAUUAAUAUUAACGAGUUGAAAGAGGAAUCAGAUCUUGGUGAGUCUGAACCGUUCUAUUAUGUGGCUGACCACCAUUAGAUGAGAGGCCAAAGUGUGUUCAUCAUACUAUGCUUAUUAAUGUAAUGUUGGGAAGUUCAGUUUUGCUAU